Helicoverpa zea (corn earworm) is the source of this 1434-nucleotide messenger RNA. Its product is annotated as methylthioribose-1-phosphate isomerase. Gene Ontology annotation, molecular function: S-methyl-5-thioribose-1-phosphate isomerase activity. The transcript is spliced from 8 exons. Bases 189 to 1247 code for a protein of 352 amino acids. The record is from RefSeq and is a predicted model, not a curated record. Lineage: Eukaryota; Metazoa; Arthropoda; Insecta; Lepidoptera; Noctuidae.
CCGUCAUGUCAAAAUUGACAAACUGACGUUUAAAAUUUCAGUGAUCAAAUUCCCUGAAAAUUAUUACAUUUAUUCAUUUUCAUGUAGCUAAAAGUUAUACACGUACAUAAUCGUAUGAAAUAAAUCAAAAUAAUUAUUUCGUGUGUUUAAGUAACUCCUUGAGACAAUAAGCAGCUAUAUCGCACAAGAUGAGUUUAGAAUCUAUAAAGUACACCAGGGGAAAUCUGGAGAUCCUAGACCAGCUAAAGCUCCCUCUGCAGACAAGAUACGUCAAAGUGCAAGGUGUUGAAGAUGGUUGGAAAGUAAUUAACAAAAUGCAGGUGCGAGGAGCUCCUGCCAUCGCUAUAGUUGGCUGCUUAUCACUGGCAGUGGAACUAGAAAAGGACAACAAUUCUGACAAAAAAGUCAUGCGACAAGAGAUUGAAGGUAAACUUAAUUACCUAGUGUCGGCAAGGCCAACAGCUGUAAACAUAAAACUGGCAGCUGACGAGCUGAUAAAUUUAGCAAAUUCUCUGAGUGCCGAUGAGAGUGUUACUCCUGAGGAAUUUAAAGAAAGGUUCAUCAGCAGGAUAGAAGGGAUGUUGAGCAAAGAUAUAGAGGACAACAAAGCUAUAGGAAGGUAUGGAUGUGAGGCUAUACUGAAAACCUUGGAAGGUGACGGGCCAGUUAGAAUACUGACACACUGCAACACUGGCUCUCUAGCUACCGCAGGCUAUGGAACUGCCUUAGGAGUUAUUCGUUCUUUACAGGAAACUAAGAGGCUUGACCAUGUAUUCUGCACUGAGACAAGACCAUACAAUCAGGGUGCAAGACUCACAGCUUAUGAGUUGGUCCACGAGAAGAUUCCUUCCACGUUAAUAGUAGAUAGUGUGGUAUCAGCACUCAUGAACACAAGGAGGAUUAGUGCUGUAGUUGUUGGUGCCGAUAGAGUUGCUGCUAAUGGUGAUACGGCUAACAAAAUAGGAACAUACCAAAUAGCUAUUUCUGCGAAACACCAUGGAGUGCCUUUUUAUGUAGCUGCGCCUCUUACCUCGAUAGACAUGGCGCUUACGUCUGGUGAUAGAAUUAAAAUUGAGGAGCGGCCAGAGAGGGAAAUGACUCAUGUUGGAGAACACAGGAUUGCAGCACCAGGCAUAAGUUGCUGGAACCCCUCGUUCGAUGUGACGCCUGCUGCUUUAAUUACGGGUAUUAUUACAGAAAAGGGAGUAUUUGCACCAGACAAGCUGAGUGAAAUUGAUCCCAAAUAACAAACAUUUUAAUGUAUUUAUUUUUGUAAACUUACUGCAUCUAUUAAUUUAAAAGUAUUCAAAAUACUAUAAGUGGCUUAUAAACAAUACAUACCUAUGUUUUUAUAAGAUUGUUAUACUGUUAACUGUUAUAAUCGCAUGUAAGAAUAAAAUUUAUUGUAGAAAAAAGAAAUUAUUUAUUGCUAUA